AUGAAGCCCACACCCAUCCCCUCCGGCAUCCUCAUCGAAGCCGAGUCCUUCGACUCCUACGGCGGAUGGACAUUGGACUCCCAAUUCGAGCUCUCAAUGGGGUCGCCCUACCUCCUCGCCCACGGCAACGGCCAGCCAGUUGCCGACGCCACGACCUCCAUCCCCAUCUCCCCCGAUGCCGCGGGCUCGUACGCCGUCUGGGUCCGCGCGAAGGACUGGGUGCCUGGCCAUCAUCCCGGGCGAUUCUCACUUUUGAUCAACGGCAAGCCGCUGCCUACCGAGUUCGGUGCCAAUGACCGAGACUGGUCGUGGCAGUUUGGCGGCAGGGUCGAGCUGGCUGCGGGACGGACCAAUCUGGUGUUGAGGGACUUGACCGGGUUCUGUGGGCGGUGCGAUGCCGUUUUCUUCAGUCGGGAUGGGGAUGAUGUCGCGCCGCCGGAGGACAUAGAGGACGGACCAGCAGCACGUGCGUGGCGGCGGAAGUUGCGUGGGAUCCCUGACGAGCCGGAUGAUGGCGGGACGUUCGACGUCGUUGUGGUCGGAGGAGGUGUCCCCGGUUGUGCAGCGGCGCUGACAGCGGCGCGGUUGGGUGAGAAGGUGGCGCUCGUGCAGAACCGGCCCUUCCUGGGCGGCAACGCGAGUGUUGAGAUUGGGCUGAGCCCGAGAGGCAUCCAGGGGCCUUUGGUCAGGGAGCUGAUGAAGCGGGAUGGCAGUGGCGACCUGGCCGCGAAGAAGCUGCUGGAUGCCGAGCCCAACGCCACUGUUUUCCUGGAGCAUACGGUGCACGAGGUCCAUACUACCCCUGACUCUGUCAUCACUUCCAUCCGCGCCCGCGCCGCCCGCAGCGGCCGAGACGUCGUCAUCACAGCCCCCGUCUUCAUCGACUGCUCCGGCACCUGCGUCCUCGGGCUACACGCCGGCGCCGAGACGCUGUUCGGCCAGGAGUCACGCAGCGCGUACGGCGAAGGCCUCGCUCCCAUCCACGGCGACAACACGCACCACGGACACACCGUCUUCUUCCGCACGCGCAUGGCCGAGUCGCCCGCCCCCUUCCCCUCCGUGCCGUGGGCCACCGAGGUCGCUAAGGACUACGCCGACCUCCGCGGGCAGCUGGACGAGCCAGGCGUCGAGAACGGGCUCGGCCCCGUCGUCAGGCCGCCGGACGACGACGUCCCCAAGCGCAUGCGGGGCCCGAUGACGCACUUUUGGGAGUACGGGCAGCGGCUGGAUCCGUAUACGCAUGGCGAGCACGUCCGGGACCACCUGCUGCGGGCGAUCUAUGGCACGUUUUCGAACGUCAAGACGCUGGAGCCGGAGAAGUAUGCGAAUCUGGCGCUGGACUGGGUCGCGCACGUUGCUGCGCAAGGCGAGUUUCGGCGGUACAAGGGCGAUCAUGUCUUGACUGAGAACGACAUCAGGAGCCACAGGCACUUCGAUGAUGCUGUGGCGCAGAAUGGCGGGCCCUUUUGUCUGCACUAUCCUGGGCAUGAGAAGUAUGAUUUUCGGUUGAAACAUUGGGAGUGGGAUGCCCGUGACCGGAGGCCGUAUGAGGUCCCGUUUCGUUGUUUGUACUCGGUCAAUGUUAAGAACUUGAUGAUGGCGGGCAAGCAUGUCAGCGCUACGCAUAUUGCCAGCUCGAACACGAAGUUCAUGGGGAAUGGAGCGCAGCAUGCUGUUGCUGCUGCGGCUGCAGCGCAUUUGUGCAAUAGGUACCGCACGACGCCCCGUGGGAUCUAUGAGAAGCAUGUUCCGGAGCUAAGAGCCAUUAUUGCACACAUUACUGGUGGGAUGUGGUAUGAUAAGGAUAGAGAGGAGCCGCUGCAGCAUAAGUUAUAA
This is a messenger RNA of Lasiodiplodia theobromae, 1836 nucleotides long. RefSeq lists its product as uncharacterized. NCBI's taxonomy places the organism in Eukaryota, Fungi, Ascomycota, Dothideomycetes, Botryosphaeriales, Botryosphaeriaceae. The transcript has a single exon. The record is from RefSeq and is a predicted model, not a curated record. Bases 1 to 1836 code for a protein of 611 amino acids.